UCUCUGUAGUUCCUAAACGAUUUUGCUACAUUCAUGCUACUUCAUAAAUCUUAUUUUUUUUGUGAAUCUCACCCCAUAAAUUUUUACUAAGAUGCCCAAGAAGAAGACAGGUCAGAGGAAGAAGGCCGAGAAACAAAAAUUACGCCAGAAGGAAAUCCGCUCUGGCAAGGAAAUGAAACCGUUAGCAGAUUGGGCAUGCAACUCGAAUAUGGAAUGUGACAGGUGCCAACGGAAGCAAAAGUUACGAGCUUUUUGCUACUUUUGCCAGUCACUCCAGCGACUUCCUAUGUGUGGUCACUGCGCCAAAGUAAAAUGCAUGUUGAAAACAGGGGAUUGUGUCAUCAAGCAUGGAAGUGUUUUUACAACUGGAUUGGCCAUGGUGGGUGCAAUCUGUGAUCACUGUGAGGCUUGGAUCUGCCAUGGCAAAAAGUGCCUAAGUGUGCACGGCUGCUUGUGUCCCCUGCAAGAUGCUGUUUGUGUAGAGUGUGACAGGAACGUAUGGGGUCAUGGCGGAAGGAUCUUUCAGUGCUCAUUUUGCUCAAGUCACCUCUGUGAAGAUGAUCAGUUUGAGCACCAGGCUUCUUGCCAAGUCUUGGAAGCAGAAACGUACAAAUGCCAGUCCUGUAAUCGGCAUGGCCAAUAUUCUUGCCUGAAAUGCAAGAUCUGCUAUUGCGAAGAUCACGUUAGGCGUAAGGGCUUCAAGUACGAGCGCGGCCAGCCCGUCCCUUGUCCGAAAUGUGGCUUCGAGACCAACGAAACCAAAGACAUGAGCAUGUCAACCCGUACCCAUAAAUAUGGCCGACAGAAACCUGCUGGAGAUUACGGCGACGAAGACGACGAUGGAGAUGAUUACGGAGAUGCAGAUUAUACUGGAGGUGCUAGCGGUGGAUCCUAUUCCUACACUUACGAUGACGACGACGACGAUGAUGAUGAUGACGAUGAUGAAGAAUCAUCCGACGAAGAGGAUAGUGACGAAUCUGCUGAAGAGGAAGAAGAAGAAGAGAAAAAAGAGCAUGCGGAGAAACCCUGAAAUGUGAAGACUAAGGAAACCUAACGGAUCCGUAUGUUCCAUCUAUUAGAUCAAUAAACAAUGGACGAUUAAUGCUUGCUUUUAUUCGUCUUUAAGUCUCA
Messenger RNA from Daphnia carinata, 1131 nucleotides. It is a transcript of the gene Noa36, whose product is annotated as zinc finger protein 330 homolog. NCBI's taxonomy places the organism in Eukaryota, Metazoa, Arthropoda, Branchiopoda, Diplostraca, Daphniidae. Gene Ontology annotation, molecular function: zinc ion binding. The record is from RefSeq and is a predicted model, not a curated record. Bases 92 to 1030 code for a protein of 312 amino acids. The transcript has 4 exons. Gene Ontology annotation, cellular component: nucleus.